Molecule: messenger RNA, 3669 nt
Organism: Cottoperca gobio
Lineage: Eukaryota; Metazoa; Chordata; Actinopteri; Perciformes; Bovichtidae
Gene: ikbke
Product: inhibitor of nuclear factor kappa B kinase subunit epsilon
Exons: 21
Coding region: 472-2658 (728 amino acids)
Biological process (GO): peptidyl-serine phosphorylation
Cellular component (GO): cytoplasm
Molecular function (GO): ATP binding; protein serine/threonine kinase activity
Source: RefSeq, a predicted model, not a curated record
AAAGCUAGGACUGUGUAGCGUGCCAUCUUGCUCAGAACACAGACGGAAGUUCAGGCAGAGAAUGAAACUGUCAUGUUCGCACUUUAUUUCCGCCAUCAUUUACGAAAAGAACAUUCCGGUGUGAAGUCAACGCUUCCUAAAUCAGUAAACACAGUAAACACAACGCUGCCAGCUGCUGCCUCUGAUGAAGCUCGUGCACUCUUUGGAUCCACGUAAGAAAGAAACCAGCAGCAGGUUUUCCCGAUAACGUUACCUGUUCAGAAAGCAGCUUUGUCUCAUUGCGGAAGAAGUUUCACGCGUAGGCGUAUUUUGUUUCAAGCUGUUUGGAUUUACCGUAAAGCUACGGACAAGUUUAAGCUGCAACUGACACGGUUGAAGUUUGCUUUUGACGGGAAACUUGUACCGGGAGACGCCGUCACCGACAGCUGUCAGAAAGCUGAAUAACCGAUUAGAUCAAAGCAGCAGUCUGGCAUGUCAGGGAUGACGGCCAGUACAACAAACUACCUGUGGUCUUUACAAGAUGUCCUCGGCCAAGGGGCUACUGCCAGUGUCUACAAGGCACGCAACAAGAGGUCGGGUGAGCUGGUAGCCGUCAAGGUGUUUAACAUGGUGAGCUACAACCGCCCCCAUGAGGUCCAGAUGAGAGAGUUUGAGAUGCUGAGGAAGCUCAAUCACAGCAAUAUCGUCCGGCUAUUCGCUGUGGAAGAGCUGCCCUCUAAACAUAAGGUGCUGGUGAUGGAGUAUUGUUCAGGAGGAAGUUUGCUCAGCCUGCUCGAAGAGUCAGAAAAUGCCUUUGGCCUGCCUGAAACAGAGUUCCUCACAGUUUUGCAGUGUGUAGUGCAGGGGAUGAACCACCUGCGUGAAAAAGCAGUGGUACACCGGGACAUUAAGCCAGGCAACAUCAUGCGGCAGGUCGGAGAGGACGGCAAGUCUGUUUACAAGCUGACUGACUUUGGAGCAGCAAGAGAUCUGGAAGAUGAUGAGACGUUUAUGUCUAUCUACGGAACUGAAGAGUAUCUGCACCCAGAUAUGUAUGAACGUGCUGUGCUGCGUAAGCCUCAACAGAAAUCCUAUGGCGUGAGCGUAGACCUGUGGAGUAUUGGUGUGACAUUUUACCAUGCUGCCACUGGGAGUCUCCCUUUCACACCGUUCGGAGGACCCCGCAGGAACAAGCAAACCAUGUUCAAAAUUACAACAGAGAAGCCUAUGGGGGCAAUAGCUGGAAUACAGCGGUUAAAAGACGGGCCUAUAGAGUGGAGCUACCACCUCCCUCACAACUGCCAACUCUCACAGGGUCUGACAGCACAGCUGGUUCCAGUACUAGCCGGUAUCCUGGAGGCUGACCAGGAGCGGUGUUGGGGUUUUGACCAGUUCUUCAAAGCCACCUCAGACACACUGCUGCGGCAGCCAGUUCACCUCUUCUCUCUGCAACAGGCAAUGGCGCAUUGCAUCUACAUACAACACUACAACACGGUGUCGGUAUUCUUUGAGGAGGUGGCGUCUCAGACUGGUAUAGGAGUUCAGAUGCAACAUCUGCUGUACCUGGGUCACGAACUCCCUCUGGAGGGCAGCAUGAAGGUGGUCAACCUCCCACGUACUUCACCUGCCCGGCCCCUCAUUCUGCUGAGCUACGAGCCUGAAGUAAACUCCAGCCUGCCCUUCAGGGAACCAGAGACUCCAAUCAUCCCAUCCAGGUUUGACGUUGUUGCAGACUACAACUUCUCCAAGGUAAUAGUGGGAGUGGUCCACCAGUAUGUGAGGAUGGUACAGUUGCUGCACACACACCAAGAGCUGCUUCUGCAAGGAUACUACAGCUACAUGAUGAGGCUGCGCAGGGAGUGUGACGAAGCAAUGCACAGUAUCGCGAUGAUCACCGUUAGACUGCAGUCUUGCCUCAACGUAGAACACAGAACACACACAUUAGAUCAGUAUGAUUCUGAAAACCAGGGUUCAGCUGAUGGCAGGCAAAAGCUGCAUCUGGUCAGAGAGCACUUGCCUAUAUACGCUUCCGGAAUCCAAGAGUUUCAGAACCGCCUGGACCAUCUGCACAUCGAACAGGCCAAGCUAGCAGAGACGCUGGCCAAUGACAAGAGCUGUCAGAAGAUGGAGAUGCUGCUGCAGAAGAUAACUGCAAUUCAUCAGCAUUAUCGAAAAGACCGACUAACUGGCAACUUGUUAUACAACGACGAGCAAAUCCACAAGUUUGAGAAAAUCCACCUGUUCGCCCACAUUAAGCGAGUGAAAUCUCUCCAUAGAGAGGACUGCGUGCAGAGAUACAAAGAGCUUUUGGCCUCAACAAGGACGUGGAGCAGUGUUUUACUGGAGAUGCAGACCCGACUGCAGGGCUUCAACUCUUUCUCCACAGGCUUGUUGGCAGACCUGGAGAUGAGUGAGCAGCACCAAAAUAAGGCUCUGGACAGAAUCAUUUCCACGCUGCAGUCCAAGCAAACUGGACAACAGCCUGGAACUGAACCCAAGGACAAGGACCAGAUGGUCUCUAGGAUGCACCAUCUGAAGGAGGAAAUGGAUAUUUUGUCUGGGGGCAGUGAACCCUACAGCCGCUCUGGAGCCGAGCUUGGCCCGACCUUCUACACUGUGACCAAAGUGCCGCAUCUUUGCAUCUCAACUCGCACAAACACACACGCACUCUCUCUCUGACAAGCAUCUCAUUUUAUCAUCCACUCAUAAACAGCUAUGGACAAUGUACCGGAUCUUCUUUCAAGGACCGGCGGCAGCCCCGUGCUGUGAGAAGAGGAAGCAGGCGAAGACAAUCGAUAAAAUGUGAAUCUCAAUUUAGAGAUAAGAUGCACAGAAUGCAGGAGGAGGAAAUGCCACUGAUGGAUUUUAAGUGUGUGUGUGUGUGUGUGUGUGUGUGUGUGUGUGUGUGUGUGUGUGUGUGUGUGUGUGUGUGUGUGUGUGUGUGUGUAUAACAGUUCAAUACAAACCUCAUUAAUGCCUUUAGUGUUAUCGUAUUUCUAAUAGGCUGCCACAGUGAUGGACCGCCAGGAUAAAGCAAAAAUGAAUGCACAGACAGCUGCUAGACUACUUUUGUAAGGCCGAGUUCCUCCUUUGUCCCACAGAAGAAGCACUGCGGAAUCUGGAGAACCUUAAGUGCUUAAUUUAACCAGACUGACGCGAUAUAUCUCUGUAUGCGUGUGUCUGUGUGUGUUUUUGAGGGCUUGAGAUGUCUGCUGUCCUUUUCCUCACGGUUGAUCUUUUCAAAUGGUUCCAUGUGACUUAAUUUCUUCUUUUACUUCAAUCAUAUUAUUGUGAAUGAAUAAUGAUAGAUUACAUCACUGAUGGCCAGCGUCUCCAAGCACUCAGCACUGUUGUUUUGAAGUGACAUUUGUCUCUGUUCCUUUUUGAUGUUUGACUUGAAUGAUAAGUUAUUUCCUUGUAUUUUAUCGAAGCUUUUACUGUUAAAGAAAAAGAAAAAAAAAAUCAGGGAAAUUUGACACUCACCACAGUGUCUCCUUUUUAACAGAAGUACACAGUCCAGUGACAGUACAGCAAAUUAACAGUGUGAAAUGACAUUAGCUAGUGUGGGUCACACAGUGGGGAAAUCCCAGGGAUUGUUAUUUGUUUAUAAAAGGGUCACAGGUGAUGCAUGAUGUAAGAGAAAAUUUAAAAAUAUACUAUACUUAUAAACUUUUUUUGUUAUAUUUUUAA